CGCACUGGUAGGCUACCAGUGAGUAGUGGUAGCGUACCAGUACCACUGGUAGCGUACCACUACCUCUGAUAGGUACCAGUACCACUGGUAGCGUACCACUACUCAUUGGUGGUGCUACCACUAGCACUGGUAACGUACCACUAGCAUUGGUUGCGUACCAAUAGCACUGGUAGUGUACCACUAGAGACUAAGACAGAAAAACCAUAUAUGAAAUCUGAAAAAUCCCAGAUCUAAAAAAAAAAAAUAGGGGAUGAGGGAAGGGGAAGGCAGAGGAGAGGUGGUUACCUCGUGGUGGCGGCGACGGCAGUGUGAAGACAGGUGGUGGUGGGAGGUGGAGGAAGAAUGGAAGGGGGAGGCAGAUGCGACUUUGGUGAUGGUGGUGGGAGGUGGUUGCAGCGGCAGAGGGCGGCGACCGGGAGAGGCUGUGAUGGUGAUGGCGCCGACGGCAGGGGGUGACGACGGAGGGCGGCGGGAGGGCUCGAUGGUGGUGGCUCCGAUGGUAUGGGCAGGUGUGAUGAAGAAGAAGAGGUAGAAGAAGGGAGAACUGGUGGUGGUGGCUGCAGAGAGGGGGAUCUGAUUAGGGUUUUUAGAGAAAGGAAAGGAUAUGGAAAUUAAUAGUGAUAGUAAUCCUAUGUGGUUAGUUUUUUCAUUCUAAAAAUACCCUUCGUGUAAUACUAACCAUCGAUUUAAAAAAAGGUGAAAGAGACAAGAGAGAGAAUGUAUCCAAUGGCUACAAAAUGGGUUGUGAAUCUGACAACCCCUAAAGGGGUUGUGACAUUAUCUCAUCCCCCUGACAUAUUAUAUGUGUUCAAGUUGUUAGUGUCAUAUACUUGACGAACACACGACCCGACCUCAAAACGGGCAAAUACAUUUAAUUUGUAACG
This is a messenger RNA of Linum trigynum, 884 nucleotides long. Lineage: Eukaryota; Viridiplantae; Streptophyta; Magnoliopsida; Malpighiales; Linaceae. The record is from the annotation of a GenBank genome assembly.